AUACACUUAAAAAUUAUACAUUACAAAGCUAACCACUUUUAAAAAUGGUGUAAAUAUGGAAAUGUCAACGUGACAACUGAGUGAUACAUUUUUCUGUCAUCUAGCAAAUACAAUUUUAAAGUGCGUUCCGCUACACACUGCAGAUACCCUUUAUAUAAACCUAAUGCACCGGCGCGUAGUGGUCACAGGCUUAGGUGUGGUGUCACCUGUGGGAACAGGCGUUUCAGAAGCCUGGCGGGCGAUUGUUGCAGGACAGUCCGGUAUAACAAAGUUGACUGGGGAAGAAUACGCAACUCUACCAUGCAAAGUAGCCGGUUUUGCCAAACGACAGGGUUCCCGAAUAGACCUGACAACGUUUUUCAAGAAAUCAGAGUUAAAGACCAUGGCCCCAGCCACUGGUUUUGCUUUAAUAGCAGCCCAAGAAGCAAUAGAUAAUGCAAAACUAGCAGAUCUACCUGAAGAUGACAAACAGAACAUUGGUGUAGCAGUUGGUAUGGGAAUGGUAGAUUUAACAGAUAUCUGCAACACAUAUGAGAAUUUAAAGAAGGGCUACCAUCAUGUUAGCCCAUUUUUUGUCCCCAGGAUCUUACCCAACAUGGCUGCUGGUCAGAUUAGCAUCAAGUAUGGUUUCAGGGGCCCUAACCACUCAGUAUCCACAGCUUGUGCCACAGGAGCACAUGCUAUAGGUGACUCUUUUAGAUUUAUAAAGAAUGGAGAUGCUGAUGCAAUGGUGUGUGGUGGAACAGAAGCUUGCAUUUCACCAAUAUCAAUAGCAGGAUUUUGUAGGCUCAGAGCAUUAUGUACCUCUUUCAAUGAUGAACCUGAGAAGGCAUCCAGACCUUUUGAUAAAAAAAGAGAUGGGUUUGUGAUGGGUGAAGGUAGUGCCAUAUUAGUGCUGGAAGAGCUCCAUCAUGCGUUAAAACGUAAUGCUCCUAUACAUGCAGAGAUUUUAGGGUAUGGUUUAUCUGGUGAUGCUUCACACUUAACAGCACCAAAAGCUGAUGGGACUGGAGCACUAUUAGCUAUGAAACGAGCAAUAUCAGAUGCUAAAAUAGAUGUAAAUGCAAUCACAUACAUCAAUGCACAUGCUACAUCAACUCCUUUAGGUGAUAACAUUGAGACCAAAGCCAUAAAGUUACUAGUCAAAGAUAAUGUCAAAAAUAUAGCUGUAUCAUCAACCAAAGGAGCCCAUGGCCACUUAUUAGGAGCUGCAGGAAACCUAGAAGCUAUUUUCACAGUGAAGGCAGUACAAGAAGGUGUUCUACCCCCCACGAUAAACUUUGAAUCAUCUGAAGAAACUGACAUCAACUUCAUACCUGUACAUAGUCAAGAAUGGAAAAAAUGUGAUAGAAGGAUAGCCUUAAAAAAUGCAUUUGGUUUUGGAGGGACUAACACUAGUUUAUGCAUAGCACAGUUCAUAGCAUAGUCUAUCUAGGACACUUAAAUUAGGUAAAAAACGCAUCACAUGUAGAUUUAAGAUGAGUAAAAGAUUUUGCUGAAAUGACUGGCAUGUAUAUAUGACAAAAGCAUUUAGCUCACAAUUUUUUGUUGAGUAUUUUGGAAAAUAAUAUAUUUUCAGAAAAUAUAUCAUUAAACCUUUCUAGUGUUUUUUUCUCAAUUCACUCCAAAUUAUGGAAAGUUGUAAGGCAUCAAAUUCCAAAUAAUUGAGGCCUGACCAUGUAUAUAAUUAUCGCUUUUUACUAUCCUGUCUGGCCAAGUUUGGGCUGAACUAUACUUUAGCGCAUAUCGUAAAUAUAUCAUUUAUUAUUUUAAAAUGAAAGAUUAGGAUGUAACUUGCACGAAAAUAUAAUUUUUUCUUUAAGGAACCCUCUGCUUGCUAUUUUAUAAACUUCAGAGGUUGCAUCUUGGGUGCUAAUACUGUGGUAUAGAAUACUGCUUUAUAUAACCUGUUUUCUUCUUGUUUAUAGGGUCACUGUCUUAUUCUCUCCAUCUAGUUGCGAUGUUGCCAAAUCCUGGAUAGUAAUAUACCUUAAGUUGGUUUGUCAAAUUCUUACUUAUAUACUAGCGCAAAAAUGUGAAAUCGGCACAGGAUUGUCAUGAAAAUGCGAUUUGG
This is a messenger RNA of Acanthoscelides obtectus, 2074 nucleotides long. The record is from the annotation of a GenBank genome assembly. NCBI's taxonomy places the organism in Eukaryota, Metazoa, Arthropoda, Insecta, Coleoptera, Chrysomelidae.